AACCCAAAAUGCAAUCAUGGCGCACGGGGCACUGUGUUUUUAGAAUGUUGAGAAGUUUUUACGUAAACACUUCAUUAUUUUGCAUCGUAAUUGCUAUUUUUGUUUGUAUAAAUUACUUGUGAAUAUUUAAGACCUUAGUGAAGCAUACAUGUGUGAUCCAAACUUGUUAUUUCCACCUGUUCGCAAACACGUCUCUGUACUACUAGACACUUGCAGAUAACUUUGUUGGUGUCAUAAUGUCAGAGACGUUCGCCCGCGAGAUACUACGGAGGAAUGUUGCGCAAAUAUGCCAAACUAUUGGAUGGAACGGUAUCAACUCGACACCGCUGGAUAUUUUAGUGCAUGUACUGGAGAAAUAUAUCAAGUCACUGGGCACGCAAGCUAGUAGAUACGCCGAACAAUUUAAUAGGACUGAACCAAAUUUACAUGACUUAGGAUUAGUUUUUCGUGACCUUCACGUGCAAUUGCCCGAGCUAGUAGAGUACACACGUAGUGUACCACCAGUUCCUCCACCUGUUAAUGUUGAGAAGUUCCCGAAACCUAAAGAUUCUAAUUUGAACUUUCUCAAGCCUGGCAGCCAUGAAGUGGUUACAAGGCCGAUGCAUGUUCAUGAACACCUCCCUCCUAUGUAUCCUGAGAAGGAAAGGGAUACACCGGUGGUUGCAGGCACAGUUGAAAUUCGUCAAAAUGGUCUAGAUAGUGCUGAUAAUAAUACAACAUGUACAAGUCCAGAAAUAUCAGUAACUGAUAGUCCAGAAAAACCUAAAGACAUAUUCAAGAGACCCAUUGAUCCUGUAUCACUACCAAAUAGUAAAAGGCCGAGGUUACGACUUGAAGAGGAAGAGAGGACUAGAGAAAUCAGCAGUGUGAUGAUGACAAUGUCAGGAUUCCUCUCACCGGCUAGAGAAGGGAAACUGCCAGAAGCCCGUCCUCCCACUAUAAUGUCGGAGAAACAGUAUGAAAAACACAAAGCAAAUUCACAUCAUUCUAAUCCAAUGAAAGUACCAAUGUUAGAGAAAAGUGAUAAGAAAUCUAAAAAGAAUAAAUUAUUGAAUGGUAAAGUUAUGAAAAGUAAAAGAAAAGAUAAAAGUCAUAAAGGUGAAAGUAGUAAAUCAAAAGAUAAUAGUAAAUCAAGUAAGUACCCUCCUGGUUUUCCCAUUAGGGCUAAGGAUGCACACCCUGUUCAUCCACCAUUACAAAAUCAUGUGAAUAUGCCAUUACCCAAGGUGCUGCCACCCGUUCAGAAGACUGCAAAGCCUCCACCAGCACCGGUUCCUCUUGUUCCAGAGCCUAUUCGACAAGUAAUCAAACAAGAGCCCAUAGAUCUGGCACUUCUUCAACCACAGCCGUCAUUUAUCCCCAGAAAUAAACAAGCAGGGGAAGAUGCAAUACCCGUACCGAGAAAAAUACCAAUAUCAAAAUCUCCACUCAUCGCAAACUCUGUCCCUGUACAUAAACAAUCUUCAGCAAAUUCCCUCAUACCUGACUUAGAAAUUAAAAAAGAGGUAAUAGAUGAAGAAGAAAAGUUAGCAUCUCAACCGGAUAGAUCAAAAAUCAAUAUAUUUAAGAGAAUAUCGAACAAAUCUAAAGAAGAUAAAAGCACUCCAGAGGUUGUACCAGAAAAAUUACAGUCUGAUAAUAUGAUCUCAAGGCUACAAAAUUCAGCACACGAAAAUUCAUAUGAAAAUAAAUUGCACGAUAGAGUAAAAUCAGAUGAAUCUAUCGUUAACAAUAAUGAUAGUAGUGCAUUAGAUUAUUCUAAAGUUAUGGAUUUAAGGACUAACGAAGUUAUCAGUAUUGAUGAUGAUUCCAUGGACACACACAGGGCGCUACCCUCAAAACCACAUCCUGUCGAACCACGACCGAGUAUAUCGAUCAACAAGUCUUUGCAAUUACCCUAUAAUCCCAAAGAUAUAGCUAGUGUCAGUCCAAAAAUCAAGAAAGAAAAGAAACAUAAAGAUAAAAAAGAUAAAGCGGCAAAACUAGAAGCAAAAUUGAUAAAAAAGCAACAACAGCAAUUAGCAUUUGAAAUGGCCCGAGCCGAAAAACAAAAUUUGAAACUGAGCAGUACGAAACCACCAAAAUCAAGUCGGCCGAAAAACGACGGAAAAAUACCACCAAUGCCUCCGUUUCCAUUUUUCCACGGCAUGACUCCGGGAAGAGGUCUAAUGCCGGGGCCAGGAUUGAUUCCUAAUCCCGGUCUGAUUCCAGGCGGCGAUUUCCUCGCGGGUCUCGCGAAUAAUCCUGCCCUACGAGGACUACAGAAUCCCAAUUUACUCACGAACCCGUUCGCCCUGGCGGCCGGAGGACCGGGUCUGAUACCCGGCCACGGUUUUCUGCACGGAGGCCUCGGCGGGGGCCUCCCCAACCCCGUGAUGCCGAUGGGCACCUUCCCUCAUUCGUCGCGGUCGCAGAUGAAAAUACCCCCCAUGCUCCGUCGACCGAGCUUGGAAGUGAUCCCCGUGGACAACGACGACGACAGAGGGGUGAUCGAAUCCCCGAUGUCGCGCGACAGGGAUCGGCCCGGCGAGCACAAAUCUCCGACCGUUCCGAACAUUCUACAGAAACACAAGAAGUCGAGCAAGGAACACAAGGCGAGCGUAUACAGAAUGCCGCCCGUCCAGCCGGACAUCACGAUCGAGCUGAACCCGCCGAAACCGGAGCCGGCGAAGGAGCCGCCGCGGGAGAGGCCGCCGCGCCCGGCCCGGACGCCGACGCCGGAGCCGGCCGCCCCGCCGCCGCCCGAGCCGGAACCCGAGCCGGCGCCGGCCGAGCCGCCCCCGGAUCUCCGGGACGGGGACGAGAACUCGGAGAAGCGACCGAAGGACAGAUCUCACAAAAAGGAGAAAAAGGACAAGGACGGCGUCAAGAUAAAGAAGAAAAAAGACAAAAAGGACAAGAGCAAAGACCGAGGCGAGAAGAGGAGGGACAGGGACGACAAACAGGAGGCGAAGGCGAAGAAGGAGAAGAAGGAAAAGAAGAGGGAGCGCGUCGACGGGCUCGUGCCGAAGCUGACGCUGAAGCUCGGCUCGAACUCGAACUCGCCGCUGCCGCCGCGCUCGCCGGACGCGCCUCGCCUCGGCCGGGCGCGCUCGCGCAGCCGCUCCCCCGAGCUGGCGCAGAUCGCCGCGCUCGUCACGCGCCCGCCGCGCCCGCGCGCCGCCGCCUCGCCGCCGCCCGACGCGCCCGCCGCCGCCGCCGCCGCCACCGCCGCAACCGCCGCCGCCGCCGCCGCCGCCGCCGCCGCCGCCGCCAAGUACAAGCGCAUCCUGCUCAAGCCGCUCAAGAAGGCCGGCGAGCGGUUCGACGACGCGGAGGACGCCGCCGACGCCGGCGAGCGGCCGCCGGAGCCCGCGGCGGGGGCGGCGACGGCGGCGGCGGCGGCGGACGGCGCGCUGCCGACGCCGUUCUACGUGGACGAGCACGGCAGCAAGAUCUGGGUGUGUCCGGCGUGCGGGCGGCCGGACAACGGGUCGCCGAUGAUCGGGUGCGACGGCUGCGACGGGUGGUACCACUGGGUGUGCGUGGGCAUCACGGAGGAGCCGGGCGCGACGGAGGACUGGUUCUGCCGCGCGUGCGUGUCCAAGCGCGCGGCGCUGUCCGGUUCCGGCGCCGGACGGAAGCGCGGCCGGCGGCCGAAGUCGGACAAGCCGCGCGAGACCCGUUGA
Diatraea saccharalis (sugarcane borer) is the source of this 3668-nucleotide messenger RNA. The record is from the annotation of a GenBank genome assembly. NCBI's taxonomy places the organism in Eukaryota, Metazoa, Arthropoda, Insecta, Lepidoptera, Crambidae.